Salvelinus namaycush (lake trout) is the source of this 3042-nucleotide messenger RNA. RefSeq names its product serine/threonine-protein kinase Nek8. The transcript has 14 exons. Gene Ontology annotation, biological process: protein phosphorylation. Gene Ontology annotation, molecular function: protein kinase activity; ATP binding. The record is from RefSeq and is a predicted model, not a curated record. The coding region runs from base 1 to 2052 and encodes 683 amino acids. NCBI's taxonomy places the organism in Eukaryota, Metazoa, Chordata, Actinopteri, Salmoniformes, Salmonidae.
AUGUGUGACAGGAUAGUGCACCUGUGUCGCCGGCGCAGUGAUGGGGCUUUUGUGAUCCUGAAGGAGAUCCCAGUAGAGCAGAUGUCCCGUGAUGAACGCCUUGCUGCCCAGAACGAGUGCCAGGUGCUGAAGCUGCUCAACCACCCCAACAUCAUAGAGUACUAUGAGAACUUCCUGGAGGACAAGGCUCUGAUGAUUGCUAUGGAAUAUGCACCAGGUGGAACCCUAGCCGACUACAUUCAGAAGCGCUGUAACUCCCUGCUGGAUGAGGACACCAUCCUGCACUUCUUUGUCCAAAUUCUGCUGGCCCUGUACCACGUGCACAAUAAGCUCAUCCUACACCGCGACCUGAAGACCCAGAACAUUCUGCUUGACAAGCAUCAAAUGAUCGUCAAAAUAGGCGACUUUGGAAUCUCCAAAAUCCUAGUCAGCAAGAGCAAAGCCUACACUGUGGUGGGGACCCCAUGCUACAUCUCUCCAGAGCUGUGUGAGGGGAAGCCCUACAACCAGAAGAGUGAUAUCUGGGCCCUGGGCUGUGUUCUAUAUGAGCUAGCCAGCCUCAAGAGAGCUUUCGAGGCUGCUAACCUACCUGCCCUAGUGUUGAAGAUCAUGAGCGGUACCUUUGCCCCAAUCUCAGACCGGUACAGUACAGAACUCAGGCAGCUCAUCAUGAACAUGCUCAAUCUGGACCCGUCCAAACGCCCACAGCUCAAUGAGAUCAUGGCCCACCCUGUUUGCAUCAGACCCCUGCUAAACCUCUACACUGAUAUAGGCAACGUCAAAAUGCGCAGAAUUGAGAAACCACUGUCCACCGUACAGUCAGGGGGUCAUGGUAGACAAGGAGGGCGAAUGACCGGCACAAGGUCCUUCAGAGAUGGACGGAUGGGAACAGGAAAGUUGCACUCCUUCCCCCUGUCAUCAGUGUACACAUGGGGCAGUGGAAUCUCUGCGCCUCUGCGUCUACCCAUGCUCAACACAGAGGUGCUGCAGGUGGCCCUGGGACGUACACAGAAGAUGGGUGUCACCAAGUCAGGCCGACUCAUCACCUGGGAGGCUCCGUCAGUAGGAUCUGGUGAGCCCACUCUGCCUGGUGCAGUAGAACAGAUGCAGCCACAGUUCAUCUCUCGCUUCCUGGAGGGCCAGUCUGGAGUCACCAUCAAGUCUGUGUCCUGUGGGGAUCUCUUCACCACCUGUAUGACAGACCGAGGUAUUAUUAUGACAUUUGGAAGUGGAAGCAAUGGCUGUCUCGGACAUGGAAAUUUUAAUGACGUAACACAGCCCAAGAUUGUAGAGGCCUUACUCGGAUACGAGCUGGUCCAGGUGUCAUGUGGUGCUUCCCAUGUGCUUGCUGUGACCAAUGACAGAGAAGUAUUCUCCUGGGGAAGAGGAGACAAUGGUCGCCUGGGGCUGGGCACCCAGGACUCCCACAACUCUCCCCAGCAGGUGUGUGUGCCAGGGAAGUUUGAGGCCCACAGGGUGCUGUGUGGAGUGGAUUGCUCCAUGGUUAUCAGCACCCAGAACAGCAUUCUGGCCUGUGGCAGCAACAGGUUCAACAAGCUGGGGUUGGAUAAGAUUAAUGCUGCAGAGGAGCCAGCCCCCUGUGACCAGAUUGAAGAAGUCUACUUAUUCAGUCCUGUCCAAUCAGCACCUCUGAAUGUGGACAAGGUUGUUUACAUUGACAUUGGAACAGCCCACUCUGUUGCUGUCACAGAGAAGGGUCAGUGUUUCACAUUUGGCAGUAACCAGCAUGGUCAGCUGGGCUGUAGCUCCCGCCGGACCAGUCGUGUGCCAUACCCGGUGCCGGGCCUUCAGGGCAUCACCAUGGCAGCCUGUGGGGAUGCAUUCACUCUGGCAAUUGGAUCAGAAGGGGAGGUGUAUACCUGGGGAAAGGGGGCCCGUGGCCGCCUCGGAAGAAAAGAGGAGGAUUCUGGGAUACCGAAGGCAGUGCAGCUCGACGAGAGUCACCCGUUCACGGUGACGUCAGUGGCAUGUUGUCAUGGCAACACUCUGCUGGCAGUGAAACCUUUGCUUGAGGAGCCAGUCCCCAGAUGAUACAGCUCUGAAAACCAUCCCACCACCGUCCACCCCUUCAGUAGCUGUCAGGAGAGAAACAGUGGCACAAGGUGAAGGACUGCUAGCCUCCUCUGAAUAACCUCUUCCAGUGGCCUGUCGUUUACUAAGUUGUUGGAGGAUUCCUGCACAUCUUAGUUUCAGUUGCCCUGUCUCAAGUCAGUUUAUAUUUUUUAAAUAUUAUGUUUUUCAUACAGUAUUAUGUAAAUGGUGGGGCUUUAUUAAUGGCACAAUUUAUGGAACAAAUGCAAAACAAUCCUAUUUAGCUUCCUGAGCUUAUGUAGCUGGUAGCUAAUAGAAUGCUUUACCAAAAGUAUUGGAGUGAAAUUGCAGGAAUUGGGGAGCUGUCCUGCUGUAAAGUUUUGUCCUCUCUCAACAGUGAGGUUAGCAUAAUAAAAUACACAGUUCGAGGAUGUCUAACUGGUUUGGUAGCUUUAUUUACCCAGUAUUGAGGUAGAUAAAACAAUGUGUGUAAAGAAGGAAGGCUGCUCGUUUAGGACUGCCACUACCGUGUGAGCCUACUAACUGAAUUGUCAGUCAAAUGAAGCAAGCGAGUACGGCACUUCAAAUCUUGAGCACGUUAUCUGUGUGCUUUUAGGAUUAGUCCUUAUCAAUUGGUUUAGAAAGUUUUUCAUUCACAAUAACAGAUUGUGUGUUUAGUAUCAUAGUAAGGUACUUUUAGACAACACAUGAACAGUGACAUUUUCUUUAAGACGGUUGACUAUUGUAAAUGCAUUUCAAGUCACAUAGACCUUUCAACCCUCAAGAGUUCAAAGAUUGUUUAAGAUGUUGUAUGUAUAAGUGCCACUAACAGCAUGGUACAGGUGUGAGAGACACAUUAAGAGUCAAUAUUGGCUCUUCAGCUGUGUGUGUGUCGUAGGCAUGAGCCAGUUUGAUAUGAUGUGCUUAAUUAGAACCCUUGAUGCAUCCCAAAUGGCACCCUAUUCUCUACAUAGUGCACUACUUAUGGGC